UAUAUACAGUAUCAUUCUUUGAAAUAAUUCAUUCUGUGCAUAGUUUAACUGAUAUGCAGUGAUUAUGAUGAAUUUGACACAGGUUUCAUAUUUCACACUAGCAUCCUACUUUGACAUCGGGCUUUUAAGAUAUCUAUAUUUCAUGAUUGUUUUGUUUUUAUAUAUUUUAACUGUUGGUUCCAAUGUGUUGCUGAUUGUGGUUAUCUGUCUGAACAAGAGCUUACAUGAACCCAUGUACAUUUUUCUGUGCAGCCUGUUUGUAAAUGAGCUGUUUGGUAUUACAGGGCUGUUUCCAUCCCUUCUGGUUCAGAUCCUCUCUGACAUUCACACUGUUUCUGCUCCUUUUUGUUUCCUGCAGAUUUUCUGUGUUCAUACUUAUGGAAAUGUUGAGCUUUGUAACUUAGCCAUUAUGUCUUAUGACAGAUAUCUCGCUAUCUGUCAUCCUCUGCAGUAUAACACUCAUAUGACAUUUAAAAAAGUUGCCAUGCUUAUUGCUCUGGUAUGGUUAUUCCCACCUAUUGAAGUUGCUGUUAUGCUAGCAUUGAGUGCCCCUUUACAGCUAUGUGGGAACAUCAUUAACAAAGUGUACUGUGACAAUUUCUCUGUUGUCAAACUGGCAUGUUUUGACACAACAGUGAACAAUAUCUAUGGAAUUAUUUACACACUUAUCAUUGUUUUUGGUGUAUCAAUUAUGAUUGUAUACACUUACAUAGAGAUCAUUAAAGUGAUUAUUUCUGGUUCUCCAGAGGCCAGACAGAAAGCUGUCAGUACCUGCACACCUCACAUCUCUUCUCUGCUCAACUUUUCCUGUGGGAUUUUAUUUGAAAUAUUUCAGAGCAGGUUUGAUAUGAGCAGUGUACCAAUGAUGUUGCGCAUAUUUCUAUCGUUAUAUUUUCUUAUCUGCCAGCCACUCUUUAACCCUUUAAUGUACGGACUGAAAGUGUCUAAAAUAUACAACUCAUGUAAACGUCUUUUCUUAGGUAAAAGGUAAAUUACUAAUUGUAUAAAGCAUGUAUAUUGUAUUUUCAAUCACAUGAGAACUGUUGAAUAUUUUACAAAAGAUGUGUCAACAAUAAUUAUUUUGUGAAUUAAAUGUGAAUACAGUGAAUAAAAA
Messenger RNA from Centropristis striata (black sea bass), 1114 nucleotides. Its product is annotated as olfactory receptor 4C3D-like. Gene Ontology annotation, cellular component: membrane. The coding region runs from base 65 to 991 and encodes 308 amino acids. The record is from RefSeq and is a predicted model, not a curated record. The transcript has a single exon. Gene Ontology annotation, biological process: G protein-coupled receptor signaling pathway. Gene Ontology annotation, molecular function: olfactory receptor activity; G protein-coupled receptor activity. NCBI's taxonomy places the organism in Eukaryota, Metazoa, Chordata, Actinopteri, Perciformes, Serranidae.